Dreissena polymorpha is the source of this 5225-nucleotide messenger RNA. Its product is annotated as mitogen-activated protein kinase 7-like. The transcript has 11 exons. Gene Ontology annotation, biological process: cell surface receptor signaling pathway; intracellular signal transduction; protein phosphorylation. NCBI's taxonomy places the organism in Eukaryota, Metazoa, Mollusca, Bivalvia, Myida, Dreissenidae. Gene Ontology annotation, cellular component: cytoplasm; nucleus. Bases 773 to 3955 code for a protein of 1060 amino acids. Gene Ontology annotation, molecular function: MAP kinase activity; ATP binding. The record is from RefSeq and is a predicted model, not a curated record.
AAAUGUAACUAUACCAAUGAAAUACAAUCAUGUCAUGGACUUCAAAGACUUUGUAAAGAAACAUUGUACAAACCUAAAAACAUCAGUCACUGGACAAAGAAUAAACUGGCUUAAAAGCCGGAUCUCACUUUCUUGAUUUUGCGGUGGUAAAAUGUUAACCUACAUGAACUAGUGGGCUGGGUUUAUCUGUCAGUGAUUUGCUGGUAACAUUAGUGUUUAUAAACAGAAACACAUGUUUGAGCAGACAGUAAUUUGGUAUAGUGUUGAAUCUGUAUUUACAUGUAAACUUGAUUUGAGACAUCCGCUAGCUAAGAGAGAAGUUCAUAACCUUUCAAGUGGGCGGUGCUUAGCAUUUAAAGGGAAAUUUGAAUUUUAAGCAGACAACAAAAAUCUUUUUCCUGUAAGUCAAUAACUAUAUAUUUUGCAACCACCAAAGUACACAUACAAUUGUUUGUAUACUAAAGUAUAUGUACAUGUAUGCCAAAUUUCAUCGGAAAAUAUUAAAUACAAACUUAAAUAUUUUGAAAAUAAUCAUUUUUGUUUUCUGCUGUUUACACACCAGUGUACAACUGAAAAGUAGACAUUUUGUAAAUUUGUGGCCCUAAUAUACUGCUUCUCUGGUGUUUAAGGAAAAGUGGAUAAAAGUGCGAAGGGACAAUCAAAGAUCAGUAUUUGUGAACUACAGCUUUGACGACAACCAAUUUCAGGAAAUUCAAGUACAGAAAACAACAAGAAAACAAAAAGUUCAUUUAGAGAUCACUACUGAAUAACGAUGGGGGACAAUAAAAAAAAGGACGAACUUUUACAGAAGAAAUUGGAGUUUCUAAAACAGCGAGCAUUAAAUGUUAAGUUUGACAUCGAUACAGUAGAGUUCCAACCAAUAGAAAACAUCGGUAUCGGAGCUUAUGGCGUUGUAUGUUCCGCAAUAUGCCGAAAAACUAAUGACAGAGUUGCCAUUAAAAAGAUUCCCAAUGUUUUUGACCUUAGAGAUGCGGCAAAGAGGGCCUACAGGGAAAUAAAGAUCUUGAAACAUUUUAAACAUGACAACAUCAUUCACAUUAGAAAAAUUCUGAAGCCGAAAGAAUGUAUGAAUGAUUUCCGUGAUGUAUAUGUGGUGUUUGAUUUAAUGGAGAGUGACCUGCACAAGAUUAUCUACUCCAAGCAGGAGCUCACGGAGGAACAUGUACGCUACUUCCUGUAUCAGAUCCUGAGGGGCCUCAAGUACAUCCACUCUGCCCAGGUCAUACAUCGAGACUUGAAGCCUAGCAAUCUGCUGGUCAAUGAAGACUGCCAGCUGCGCAUCGGAGACUUUGGAAUGGCUCGAGGAUUUUCCGCCUCGUCGGUGGAGCCAAGUUUCUUCAUGACUCAGUACGUGGCCACUCGGUUCUACAGGGCCCCUGAGAUAAUGAUGUCCCUCAUAGAGUACGGGGCCGCUGUAGACAUGUGGUCCGUGGGAUGCAUCUUCGCUGAAAUGCUCGGCAGAAAGUACUUGUUUAAUGGUAAGAAUUCUAUCGAGCAGAUCAAGUUGAUAGUCGGGUUGCUCGGCAACCCGGAUGCAGAAAUCAUCUCCAUGAUUCAGUCCCAGUUACUGAAGAGCUUCUUUCAAGAGAUGGGCCCUAGGAAGCCAGUGUCGUGGGCGAGCGUGUACCCAAAGGCGAGCAAGAAGGCUGUGAACCUCCUGGGCCGCAUGCUGGUCCUGAACCCGAAGAAACGCAUCACGGUGGAGCAGGCGCUGGUACAUCCUUUCUUGAAUAAGUACCAUGACCCCGAUGAUGAACCCAUCUGUGUGCCCACCUUUAACUUUGAUUUUGAGAAAGAGAACUUGACCCUGCCACACUUGCGAGAAGUGAUCCACAAAGAGAUCAUGGAGUAUUACGAACCUCGCACACCCACCUUCAGUUUUACUGCUGAGCUCAGACCUGUGCCGAAACUGGACGAAGGAAAAGAGGGACCAGCUCACGGACUUCCAUCCCUCUUCAAGGACUACCAGAACUCUCAGGAUAUGAAGGGGACACCUGACUCUUCUGAGGGCCAAUCAAAAUCAGAUGAGGCGGUGUUCAAGCGUCCAUUAAGCGCAAAGAACAGGGGACCCCAAGUGUCUGUGCUGACAGAUAACCUGCUAAAAUCAGAGAGUGAUAUUGAAAUGUUGAGUGCACGGUCGACAGAUGAGAGACAGCCUAUGUCAGCAACUGUGGAGGAACAGAAGUCAAAGGAAGGGGAAGUUGGGAAUGAAAACCUGAAGGAGAAUGCAGAACCAGUCAGGGACGAGAAGCACAAGACAAUCUCGGAGGGAACGAAGAAUCUCAUUAAAGCAGCCCUGUUGAAUGCCAGCUUCAAGAAACGAACUGAUUCGAUGAGUGAAGAUGAGAGACCUAAGCCCAUGACUGCGGCCCAACGUCAGAGACAGAGAGAGGACAAACGCAAGAAAAAGAAGGAGAAAACAUUGGAGCGAAAGCGCAAAGAGAAAAAAGCAGCCACCAGUGAGGAGCAGCUAACCUCUGCAGAUAUGGAGGCCCUGAAUCGAUGGAUGAUGAUGCAGAAGGUCAACAUACCCAUCGCGCCUCGCCCUAGCAACACCAUAGCAACGCCUGAUCAGACCAAGACUGGGCUCAAGAGCUCUGAUAACGCCCUGCCAGGCUUCUCAAACUCAGAACGUAACGUUCAGCAAGGAACUCUUGAUCUUCUACAGCAACGAAUACUCGCCAAUGCCCAGGAUUCUCGACAGGAAAUGCCAAUGGCAGAAGCAUUGUCUAAAGUGCCCUCUACUGGUCAGUUACCAGAUUUGCCUCUUCAGGGAGUUGGUGGGGUUAGCGUGAGCAAAAAGGCGAGUGAUUUCUCUGUGGACUUUUCUAGUGUGCCACUUGGGGAGCUGGAUUUCUUGACUAUGGUUAGUAGCCCUGAAAUUGUGAAGAUGCUUUCUCAAAAUGCGGCCGAGUCGCAGCAGCAGUUUCCAAACAUCUCCAGGACACAGUCUCAAUUCUCCAACGAAUCCACAUCACAGUUUACUGACAACUCGUUUGUUGAUACCACGGUGCCAUUUCCGUCUGCGGAUAGCGACACAACAAACUUCCUUCGCAGUUUAUGUGCCAGCUCUAUGCUUUCAAAUGAAAACACCCUAAAUGACCAGCAUCAUGGAUAUGGGGUUCAGCAGACAAACGAGUUGAACGUUCUACCGAAUUAUCAAAAUAGUUUGUUGCCCAAUCCAUAUCAGCAUCAAUGUCAGCAGUCUUCCUCCCCUGGUUCCCAGCACAGUGUGUCGUCUGCUGACCGGUCCCCACAUUUCUUAGACUCAACAGGGAACCAGACUUGUGUUCAGCAAAACCAGUCCAACUCUACCCCGUCAAACAUGAUGCCAUAUUUUGGUAACAUCAGCAAUAAGAACGAAGCCCAAGCAGACGCCUCUUUGUUCAUGGGGGCGGGAAGUUUCCAGAACCAGUUUGUUUAUUCGAAUCAAAACUUUGAGAAUGUUCGUAACCAGUCAACAUUUCAGCAGGAGUUCCAAGAUUCUCAGACAUCGAGUUCGAACUCUAAUUCGCCGCCUCCAUUGCUGGUGAAUACUCGCCACCCUCAGAUGUCAUUCCAGAACAUUUUCCAGAGUGGUGCAAUGGGAGGCCACAGUCAGCAACCCGAUGAGACCCAACUUGACCUGGUGAGCAUGUUGACCCAGCAGCUGUCGAAGUCCAGCGUGCACGACUUCUGCCCCCCGCUGGCACUCACCCCCAGGGGUACGGGUGGAGGGUAUGGCGUGGGCGUCGACCUGGACUCCCUCAUGGACCCCCAGCCUGCAGACCAGGGGGACGGGCCCGACCCAGAGCCUUCCCCUCUGUCCUCCUCCAUCCUGGCUGAUUGGAUGGACAUGACGAGCAACCUCAAUAUCGACCUCGAUGCACUGGAGCAGGAGCUGACCUCGCCAAUGUCUCUGUCGUACAACGACCUGAAUAUGUACCCCUCGUAAACAAGGUGUUGUAGCAAGACGUGGUGAAGUGUGAUGUAGUGGUAUAUACUUGAAGCUUGAGUUUACAACACCAGAGUCUUUCUUCUAGGACUGUUACCUCAUGCAACAUGUACAUGGGAACCAACCAUUUUAGUCAAAGACAUCAACAGAGCCUCAACCAGAGAAUUAGAACACCAUGGUAACAUCUACCUAUUGUUAAGAUAGCAACUAAACAACAUGGAACCUAAAUUUCUUAGUUGUACAGCAACAGGUAUGCUGGAAAAGCAGGUACUUUGACAUUGGGCUGUCUAUCUCAUACUCAUCAUAUGCAUAUUUAGCUCUCCUAAGCACAUGGUGCUCAUGGUGAGCUUUUUUGAUCACCCUUUGUCCUGUGUGCGUCAACUGUCGUCAACAUUUACCUUUAAUUUGAACUCCACCUUGUAAAAUAGUUUAGUUCCUUAGCGUCUCAGGUGAGCCCCUUAGGGCCCAUGACCCUCUUGUUCAUACAAGUCUAUAUAUAAAUUGUGCCUGUGCCAUUAUCAUGUGAACAUGAAUUUGUUAAAAACUAAUUUAGAUACCAUUUAUUCAGAAUCUAGUAUGAACUAUCUUUGUGCUAAGUCAAGGUAAAUUAGCAAAUCAAACUUGUCCUUAAUGCAACUUAUAAGAUCUAGGUAUGAGCUAAAAGUCUUCCUGUCCUGUCAUUUAUUCCGGACCUUGUAUGGGUUCCUAUAAAUGCAUCGUAUACAUUCUGCUCUACAAUAUAUAGAUUUUUAUGCCCCCUUUCGAAGAAAAGGGGGCUUAUAGUGAUCGGCCUGUCCGUCUGUCUGUCCAUCUGUCCGUCUGUCUGUCUUUUCGUCACACUUUGCGAUUAAGUUUCGAAAAAUGCUCAUAACUUCUAUGUCCCUUGAGAUAUAACCUUCAUAUUUGGUAUGCAUGUGUGAAUAUGGACAAGGCCUUUCCAUACGCACACACAUUUUUACCCCUGUGACCUUGACCUUGAACUUAGGGUCCGCGUUUAGGUUUUGAAAUCUGCGUUUAGGUUUCGAAAAAUGCUCUUAACUUCUAUGUCCCUUGAGAUAUAGCCUUCAUAUUUGGUAUGCAUGUGUAUACGGACUAGGUCAGGGGUUCCACUGGCGUCAAAAAAGUUGUCGCCACUUUUUCGCGACGUGAAUACUGUCGGUUAUUCCACCUUAUUAAUAAGAACAAUCAUUUUAAGAAACCUUACUACAUUAAUGACAUUGACUAUAUUAUCACUUUAAAAAGUAUGAUAUUUCAUAAAAAAAACAAUAAG